Molecule: messenger RNA, 3114 nt
Organism: Amaranthus tricolor (Joseph's coat)
Lineage: Eukaryota; Viridiplantae; Streptophyta; Magnoliopsida; Caryophyllales; Amaranthaceae
Product: probable disease resistance protein At1g61300
Exons: 2
Coding region: 150-2957 (935 amino acids)
Molecular function (GO): protein binding; ADP binding
Source: RefSeq, a predicted model, not a curated record
UCUCUAUAAAAACACUGCAAUAUUGAGUUCUCUUUUUCAUAUACUUCCUUCUCUUUCCUUCUCUAUAUUGAGUUGUCUUUUGGUAUUAUUUCUAAUUGUCUUCUUUUUUCUUUAUUUAUACUUCAGUGGUCUCACACUGCAAUUUUUUAAUGGCUGAGGGGCUACUCUCGAAAACGUUGGGUUCUUUGAACGACUCCAUUGUGGUACAAAAGUUAAAGAUCCUGAAAGAGAAGAUGAAGAGACUAACUGCACGAAAAGAUGAUAUUUGUGCAGAAUGUAAUCAAGCUGAAUUACAAGUUGGGAAAAGAAAAAGACUAGAAGUUGUUGAUUGGUUGGAUACUUACAAACUCAAAAGAUCCAAGUUUGAAAGUAUUGUCGACGAAUGCCAGAAAUCAAGAGGGUUUGUCACCAAUAUGCAACUCAAUGAUCGCAUAAACGUAAUGACAAAAGAAGUUGAUGAUCUUUUUGAGGUGAGUCACUUUCUAAAUGGUUUGGUACUCGAUGAUCCUAAGGCAAAGGAAGUGGCAUUUAAUCUCGAACCAUUUUAUGGUGAGCUUUUCCAGAAAAAUGUUCGAAUGAUUCUAGAAUGGCUUGAUGAUCAUCCUUUAGCAUAUUCAAUUGGGGUUCUUGGUAUGGGAGGUAUAGGGAAGACCACGCUCAUGAAAAACAUAUACAAUCAUCUAUUGGGUGAUUGGCGUGUUAUUUGGGUAACAGUUUCAAGUGAUUGUAAUUUGUACAUGUUGCAAGAAAAAGUGGCAAAAGCCAUUGAUGUAAAGCUUUCUAGUGAGGCAGAUACUGAUAAGAGAGCUUCUGAAUUACAUCAUUCUUUUGUCAUGAUGAAGAAGAAUGUGGUGCUUUUUCUUGAUGAUGUGUGGGAAAAGUUUCAAUUGAGUUCUAUUGGCAUUCCCAAUAAAGAGAAAGGAUGUAAGAUUAACAUCAUCCUUAGCACUAGAAAAGAAGAUGUGUGCCGUAUGAUGGGGUGUAAGAAUUAUGUCAUUCGAGUUCAAGUUCUUUCAGAGCAUGAGGCAUGGGAUUUGUUUAAGAACAAACUCGAGACUUAUGAUGAUCUUUGUUUUGAGGGCCAGGAAAUAGCAAAAUUAGUGGCUAAGGAGUGUGCGUGUUUGCCGCUUGCAACCAUUGUCAUAGCUCGUAGUAUGAUAGGCGUUUUUGACGUGCUAGUGUGGAAAAAUGCUUUAGCUGAGUUGAAAAAUCCAAGUAGGGGGCAUGAAGACAUGGACGAAAAGGUGCUUCAGAAACUAAAAUUCAGCUAUGAUCGCCUCAAUAAUGAGCUUCUAAAACAGUGUUUCUUAAGUUGUGUGCUAUAUCCAGAAGAUUCACCUAUAUAUAAUAAAUCUUUAAUAGAAUAUUGGAUUAUGGAAGGAAUGUUGGAUGAUAAAGGGAGCAGGUUAGAGAAAAUGUACAAAGGCUAUGACCUCUUAGAAAAACUAAAAAACGCAUGCUUAUUGGAAUCUUUUACAAAUGAAUGUGUGAAGAUGCAUGAUGUGGUGAGAGACAUGGCUAUUUCGAUCACAAAUUGUGGUCCACGUUUUCUAGUAAAAUCAGGAAAACAAUUGCGGGAAGUACUAGAAGAAGGAUUAUGGAGUCGAGAUCUAGUGAAAGUCUCACUGAGCGCCAAUUAUGACAUCACAGUGAUUCCAUAUGGUAUGGCACCUCGGACUCCUAUACUCACAGUGCUCAAGCUUAGUCACCUUUCUAUAACGAAGAUCCCAGAACCUUUCUUUGAUCAUAUGAGGGCCCUUAAAAUUCUUGAUUUGUCCUAUAGUCGAAUUAAAAGGGUGCCAGAAGGUGUUUCAAAGUUGGAAAAUUUAAGGGCACUCUUACUUGAUGGUUGUAAGGAGCUAACUUAUUUGCCAUCACUGGAAAAGCUUACAAAUCUAAGAGUGUUGGACUUGGAUUACUACUCCAAGCUUGAAGAAGGUGUGAGAGGAAUGGAAGGAUUAGAGAAGUUAGAAAAGGUAGCAUACUGCCCUUGGAUUAUAAAUAAUGAUAUGACUGGUUUUAAUAGGCUUAUACAACGUUCACAUCAAUUAAGUUGCUACAGGUUCUGGCUUACAUCACAUGAUCAUUUUGAUCUCAACGAAAGUCCAUUCAAUGGAAUAUCGUGGCUUUCAUUCGAAGAAUAUCUACAAAGUGAGGGGAUAUUAUCAAUGGAAUAUCUAGAAAGUGAGAGGAUAUUGUAUAUCACAGGUGUAGAAUUUGGAGAGGAGACAAGUCUACUUCCUACUUCAAUUGAGGUGCUUAUUAUUAAGAAAGUUAAUAUAAAGGGAAAAAGAGCAUUGACAGAUAUUUUCCCCUCCUUGGUUGGGGCUUUAAAAUUAGAGAGUAUUGACAUAACACAAUGUAUAGGGUUGGAAUAUAUAUUUACCGGGACGCAACAACUAGAUGUCCUUGAAAUAUUAAAACUCACUGAGUUGUCUGAUUUGACAAGGAUAGUAGAAUUCGGUAGCUGCUCCUUUUUCCAACUUGUAGUUCUAGAGAUAAUCAAAUGUCCAAAACUAAAGGUGGUGUUUCCAUUCAACAAGCAUUGGAACCUCCCCAACUUGCGAAUCUUAGAGGUGGGAAAUUGUGAUUUAUUGGAGCGUAUAUUUGAAUCAAACAACGGUACUCUACCCAAUCUCGUUCUUUCUCUUCCUAGAUUAGAAGAAUUAUAUUUAGAUUGCCUACCAAAGUUGCACUGCAUAUAUGAGGGGCUAAUUGUUUGUGAUUAUCUCCAAGAGUUGGAAAUAGAUGAAUGUCCAGAGUUGCGGGUGUUGAAUGAUAUAAAACACAUAAUAUGCCCUGCAUCACCGUCUACAUUAGCUUCCAUUUCCAAAGAUGCAGAAUUUUGGGAGAUCUUUCAGCAGUAUGAACCCCUAAAUGUUACCCAGAUUUCUUAUAAAAUCAAUCAAAUUCUCGAGUAUGUACGUUGUGAAGUUAUAGCAGAUAUUGUAUUUUAGAUUAACAUAUUAUUUGAAACUAAGUUUAUCAAGUAAUAUAUUACUGUUGGAAGGUGUGAUUAUGAACUUGAAUUUUUCAUACAAAAUCUUGGAUAAGCAUUAUCUACAUUUGAGUACAUCUCAAAGUCAAAACAUUGCCAUAAACUUGUUGCAUUUA